Molecule: messenger RNA, 1906 nt
Organism: Cryptomeria japonica (Japanese cedar)
Lineage: Eukaryota; Viridiplantae; Streptophyta; Pinopsida; Cupressales; Cupressaceae
Product: methylthioribose kinase
Exons: 6
Coding region: 264-1532 (422 amino acids)
Molecular function (GO): S-methyl-5-thioribose kinase activity
Source: RefSeq, a predicted model, not a curated record
UUGUUAAAGUAAAGCAUGAUUCUUGAUGAUAAUGAUUUAUCUCCUCGAAGAAUUUUGCACAUGGUCAAGCAUGAUCCUUCACAGUACCGAUGUAAUCCCUUAAUGACCACAUUCUUUGAAUAUUGCAAAACUUAGUCUCUAAAUUACAUCAGGAAGCACAUUCAUUGAUUGGGCAAAAUUUUUAGACUCUAAAUCGCACCACUGAAUUUAUAACUUAUAUCGAUAAUCCAAUCUUGUUGGCAUCCAACUCCCUGAUAGCAGAGAUGAGUAGCAAAACAUUUGAAAGCUUCUCUAAAUUGGAUGAAAAAGGAAGCCUUAUAGAUUACAUUAACAGCACACCCACUUUAGCACAAAAGGCAGGAUACAGCAAUCCCGAAGAGCUUAAUGUCAAAGAAGUGGGUGAUGGCAAUCUCAAUUUUGUUUAUAUUAUCACUGGACCUAAAGGAUCCUUUGUUUUGAAACAGGCGGUACCUUAUAUUCGCUGCCUAGGGGAGUCAUGGUCAAUGACAAAGGAACGUGCAUAUUUUGAGGCUGCUAUUCUGAAAGAGCAUGGUCAAUUGUGCCCAAAACAUGUCCCAGAAGUGUAUCAUUUUGAUUCUACAAUGGCCAUAAUUGCUAUGCGCUAUGUGGAGCCUCCACACAUCAUUCUGCGCAAAGGCCUGAUCGCCGGCACCGAGUACCCAUAUUUGGCAGAGCAUAUAUCAGAUUAUAUUUCCAAAACUCUUUUCCACACCUCUCUUCUGUAUCUUUCUACUACAGAGCACAAGGCUGCAGUUGCUCGAUUCUGCAACAAUGUGGAGAUGUGUAGGCAUACAGAGCAGGUUAUAUUUUCAGAUCCCUAUAUGAUAUCCCCAAUCAGUCGUUGGACUUCUCCUUAUCUUGAUGAAGAUGUUAAGGCUGUACGGGAAGAUAAUCAGUUGAAGCUGGAAAUUGCUGAAUUGAAAUCAAAGUUUGGUGAAAGAACACAAGCACUUAUUCAUGGAGACUUACAUACUGGAUCAAUUAUGGUAACAAGUGACUCAACUCAAGUUAUAGAUCCAGAGUUUGGCUUCUAUGGACCUAUGGGUUUUGACAUAGGUGCCUUUCUUGGGAACUUAAUUCUAGCAUAUUUUUCACAAGAUGGACAUAGCAGAUAUGCAAAUGAGCGUGAGGGCUAUAAACAGUGGAUUCUCAGAUGCAUACAAGAAACAUGGAACCUUUUUGAAGCAAAGUUUAUUGCAUUAUGGAAUAACAACACAGAACACUGUGGAGAUGCUUAUCUAGAAGCUAUAUACAAUACCCCCGAACUCAAAUUGAUUGUGCAGCAGAAGUACAUGAAAGACUUAUUCCAUGACAGCCUUGGAUUUGGUGCAGCAAAAAUGAUCAGGCGAAUUGUAGGGGUGGCUCAUGUAGAAGAUUUUGAGUCAAUUCAAGAUGCAAGCAAGAGAGCAGAAUGUGAGCGCCGAGCUCUCAAUCUUGCAAAGAAGAUUAUGAAGGAAAGACGUAACUUUGAUACAAUCAGCCAAGUUGUGCAGGCUAUUCAAGAAAAAUGAUUAGGGUUUCCAUAUAUAUAUAUAUAGGUAGGUAGGUAGGUAGGUAGAGAGAGAGAGAGAGAGAGCUUUAGAUACACUAGAAAAUGGUAUUCUGAAUUAGAAAUAUGACAAGUCUGAUGCAUUUUAUGCUAGUGAAUUUUUAAGCAUCGCAAAAGUCCAGUGUUACAUAAUGGUGUUUACUAUGCCUGAUGAAAUAAAAACAAGUGUUACACUUAAUCCAGAAGCUUACCUGUUAAUUAUAAUUGACUGUGGAAGCUUCUCUGAAAACAAAAACUUCUCUAUAUUAGGAUAAUGCGGUGCUUCAUACACAAUUCUAGAGCCAAGCUUAGUUGAGUGCUUUGCUAAGGUAUGAAUAAUGUUCCAUUGAAAAUCAA